Molecule: messenger RNA, 2428 nt
Organism: Chelonoidis abingdonii (Abingdon island giant tortoise)
Lineage: Eukaryota; Metazoa; Chordata; Testudines; Testudinidae
Gene: PLA2G10
Product: phospholipase A2 group X
Biological process (GO): lipid catabolic process; arachidonate secretion; phospholipid metabolic process
Molecular function (GO): calcium ion binding; phospholipid binding
Source: RefSeq, a predicted model, not a curated record
CAGGCGCCCCUCCCCAAGGGCGAGAUGGGCACCGAGGGAUGGCCUCCCGCGCUGCACCCUGGGGACGUAAAGAACAGGGGGCAGACUGAGGGCAACCCUUUAUAGGCAGCAGAUACUGUUCUCACCCACCCGCCGCUCACUGUGCGCUGCAGGGACCGCGAGCCAGGCACGCAGGCUGAGCGCCAGGGAGACAGAAGCGCAGCGACCCAUCACCGGCUGCCGGCCACCCGCGCGCCUCCAGUCCGCCGCGCUCCUCAUGGGACCCCGGCGCCUGGCGUUCUUGCUGCCUCUGCUGCUCCUGCUCCCGCCGGAUGUUAAAGGUGCUUUGGGAAAAACCCAUUCUAGGAAUCGAAGAGGAAUUCUUGAAUUAGCUGGAGCCAUUACAUGCAGCACAGGACGCACUCCUUUUGCCUAUCUACGUUAUGGAUGCUAUUGUGGUCUGGGAGGGCAAGGCUGGCCUAGGGAUAAAGUAGACUGGUGCUGCUUUAAGCACGACUGCUGCUACAGUAAGGCAGAGCAAGCAGGCUGUAAGCCCAAGACAGAGAGCUAUAACUGGGAAUGUGAAGACAAUGCUGCUGUGUGUGAUUCACUAGAAGACAAAUGCCAAAAAAUAAUGUGUGAAUGUGACCGCAAAGCUGCCAAGUGUUUGGCUAAAGCCCCUUAUUACCCAAGGUACAUUUUCUGGCCAGAUUUUGUAUGUGGUGACUAUCACCCAAAAUGUAAGUUUUAGUAAGACAGGAGGACACUACUCUAAUAUUUACAAAAAUCUGUACAUGCUUUUGAAUUUAAAAUAAAAGUUCUAUAAAAAAUGAUGAUUGAUUUUUUCCAGCAAUGUUUGUACAUGCCUAGUUUUCAUAAUGCAUAAGCUAAAGGAAAAUUCAGUGGUUCUUAACAGCUGGGAAACUGUAGUAGCUUUCGCGGACUGAAUAUCAAGAACGAUUUUGUCAGAGAUGUCUAAUAGUCUGUGAACCUUUAUCACCACAAGCAGCAAUGGAAUGUUAACUAUGGGGAAAGCCUCUAAAACACCAGCUUUCACCAUGAUAUUCACUGCAAGCUAUUCAUUUUCUUUCGUCAGUGUUGUUCUAUCACCCACAUAUGCAAAACAGCACAUAGGGAUGGAGUGAAAAGCUCUACUUUUAAACUUCAUUUGAAUCCUGAAGCUAAAAUUUUAUUAUUAGAUGUAGCCAAGGGAAAGGCACACUCAGGGUGACACUGUCAGUUUAAGGAAGGGCUUUUAACCUUUGUUAUUAGCAACACUUUUGAUAACCAACAAUAGUUUACUAUUCCCUAUAUCAUAAAAGUUUUGAAUUUCACUUGGCCUAGGCAACACAAUUAGACUUUUUAGCUUCACUGUCUUGUUCAGUCACUUGAGUAUUGAAAUUAAAAAAAAAAAAAAAAAAAAAAGACAUUAAGUCACUGACUGAUAAGUAUGGGUCAAAUCCUGGUCCCCUUGUACAACCAGAGUGGGAAUCCCAUAGACAAGGGGAAAAAAAUCCUGCCUGCCUCCCACAUAUAGAACAGCAACAGAGAUACCAGUGGCCACUAAUGUGGCCUCUGGGCUGCAGCAGCUCCAUGGUCGCCUGCUGCAGCUUCAUUCCACAAGGGUAGAUGUGAUAAGUGGUUAAGCCACUAGGAUCUAGAGUAUAUUGAACCAGAGGAAGUCUCCAAAGACCACAGCUCCAUGAUAUGGAUUCCUGUAUUCUGUCCUCCCUUUUACGCAAAGAGGGUUAUGCAACAUGCAGGUCACAGACCUAUCCCCACGAGUCAGGAUCUACAUACAACAAUACUCAGAAGAGAAUGGUUUUGUUUUACAGGAAUGUAAAGCUGGGUUGCACAGUUAGGUAAGCAAACUUUAAAGUUCUGAGGCUUCUCCUCAGAAAAGCUUCAAAUUAACUAGUACUGUACAAUGAAUUUUCUUCAUAACUAUUUGUGAACAUCCAUGUUUUCUGAAAAACAAAUCUUAUUUCCAUUGUGAUCAGGCUAACUUUAAGCUAGCAGAUUUGCUAAAAGUUAUUGCUCAAUUACAGUACAAGGUAAAUGUCAACAGCUUUGACAAGAAAAAAUUUAAGGUAAAUUCGAUUCUUUAGUUUACAGGAAGAAAGUUUUAGAAAAAAAUCUUUAAUUUUGUCCAACUUUUAAAAGUGUUCAUAUGCAAAUCUGGAAUUCAUUAAUAGUAUCAUACAAAUGCAAACUCAACAAGAUGAGGUUCAUAAGUACAAAGGAUUUUAAGAAAAAAGUUAACCUCUGUUUCUCUCAAACACCACAAAAACAAAAUGGCAACCUGGUUGGGUUUUUAUACAAAAUAAAUCACUUCUUAUUCAGUAUUUACAGAUACAGGUCUUGCUACAUACAUCAGACUACAACAAUCAAUUACAGUAUCAUGGCAGCUUUACCAGAUUAAUACUGUGAGAGGUAUCUGAAUUCAUUU